AACGCAAUAAUCGACAAUAGCAUUUGUGUAACCGGACAAGCAGAGCACAUCAAAACAAAAAAAAAAAAUGUUCCAGAGUCUCUUUCCGAUCAUCUUUUAUUUACUGGCCGGCUGGUUUACACAAACGAAUGCAUAUGGAUUUGGCGUUAGCCGGGCUGAGGUGUCCAGCCAUCAAAAUGGGUUCGGCAACGCGAUCUCCUCGGCCAGUACAGCUGGAUCGAUCGGCUCCACUGCCCUUGCCACCUCCUUAGCCGGAAUCAAUCAGGAACAGAUUGACAGUCAACUUUCGGGACUUGCUACGGGCGAUGUGAUCACGAUCAACAACGUCCGCUACAUGGCCCUGAGGACGGAGACUGAUGCUGGCCAAACGGGCCGUCGUGAUGUCAUGAUUCUUGUCCAAGUUGAUGGCCACGACAGCCGUCCAGGUAUCGACAGUUUCCAGAGCUACGCAUCGGAUGUGUCACGUCUUCAAGACGUUCCAGCGUCCGACCCGUCCGUGGGAACAGACAGGGCCGGCCAAUCCUACAACGCACCCAACAACAGACAAAAUAUUAACGUCGGAGUGGCCGUUGAUGCAUCCGCCGGUUCAUACUCCGCACCUUAUUCGACGGCCACCAACCGGCAAGAGGACGCGGUCGUUAAUGGCGUCGCGGGCGUGAAUGAUCCAUCGUCCCUCUCUUCUUAUUCGUCUUCAACUUUGAUGGCCGCAAACGACCGCCAAAGCUCGGGUGGACAGGAUCAUUCACCGUCCUAUUUUGAUGCGACGACAGGCAGCGCCAAAAUCCUGCCGAAUGAAAGCAGCCAAUAUGGACGGGACUACGCAGAUACGAUACCCGGUGAAGCCGGCCGUGAUUACCAGAUCCUGUCCAACGUUGGAUCGUCUUCGUUCAACUGCAACGGACGCCGUCAAGGCGGUUAUUACGCUGACGUUGAAUCUUCGUGUCAGGUUUACCACGUUUGCGCGCUGGGCAAGAGAUUCUCUUUCCUCUGCCCGAAUGGCACCCUCUUCGAUCAGCGGGCCUUUGUUUGCAAAUGGUGGUUCGAUGUCGAUUGCGCUUCGUCGGCCAACUAUUACAAUCUGAACGACCUGAUUGGCAUCGCUCGAGUCGUUAAAAAUGGCGUCAGCUUUGCGUCAGACGGCCAGCCGGCAACGUCCGUCCCGUCGCAAAAAGCCACGAAACACACUUACGGGCCCCCACCUCUGCCAGCCGUCCAGCCUGCUUUGAUCGGGCCGACAAUCAAACGUCCAUCAGACGGACUAGCGUCCAUUCAAGCUGCCAUGGCCACGUCCACUUACUGAAUAGAAAACGGAACAAGACGUAUGGAACAUUCUCGUCCGCGUACGUCUGUAAAUGGUGAUGGGGCAUGUAACCUUCGCCAACCCCAUUCUCGCACACUGGUGCAUUUUAAUAUAUUAUAUGCACAUUUUUAAAGUCUAAUAAAAACAACGGCAAGCUGA
Molecule: messenger RNA, 1459 nt
Organism: Daphnia carinata
Lineage: Eukaryota; Metazoa; Arthropoda; Branchiopoda; Diplostraca; Daphniidae
Exons: 7
Coding region: 68-1300 (410 amino acids)
Cellular component (GO): extracellular region
Molecular function (GO): chitin binding
Source: RefSeq, a predicted model, not a curated record